GGGUUUGGUUUUAACACGAAUGUUGGAAGUUUGUAUUUCCGGAAUCUUUUGCAAGGCGGAAAAAAAGUUCCUCGUGAACGGAAGAUUCUUUGUCGUAUUUUGCACAGACUGUGUAAAGUACCAAGAUGGAUAACAGUACAAAACCUUAUGUACCACCCAAUAUAGAGAAAGAACCAGAAGUGGUUCAGACUUUGAAAAUCCCUGCCCAAAGUCGUUUAAAGGAGGAACUUCUAAAGCCUAUGCCCAACAAGUCUGUCAACCCUAAGUCACCUACACAGAUUAUCAUCCCUUCCAAUUUUGCAAGUAACAAGCAGUCCACCACACGUUUGGCAGCAGGCACUAAGAUCAUUCUCCCAAGUAGUAUUGGGAAGUCUGGCCAACCUCUACAAUUCAUUGUCACCUCCCCACAGACGUCUUCACCCAAGAUGAUGCUACAAGGAGGUCAGGGGCAGUCCCUUAUAACGGGUGCCCGUUCAAUACUUCCAAACAUUGGUGGAAGACCUUGCAAGAUAAUAGUCAGUUCCCCACAACCAGCAGUUACCACAGAGCCCGUCUAUCUUCCACAGACCACUUCGAAUACAAUUCAGUAUAUUGUUACUUCUCCUGAAGCCAGUGAGCUGAAAACGAUCUCAUAUGAAGAAGACAACAACAAAUAUAUUAUAGAAAACACAGAUGCCGAGAGGACAGAAGAGGUUGUGGUGGAAACACAGGACGUUUUUGCUCCACAAGAGAUUGCCGUGGAUGUGCCCACUGACACAGAUGCUGCUAAUUCUUUGAUUGCCAUUGCAGAACAGCUUCAACAACCCAAGGUGGAAAAUUUUGUGUAUAUGGUGGAUGAUAAGGGAGACAACUCUGGCAUAAUAGCUGAACAUGCAGUUGUUGGAGAUGAUAUUGAACCUGCUGAGGUGGAAGUGGAGAGUAUGGAAGUCCAUGAGAUGAGGAGUUCACCUCGCAGAGGAAAGAAAACACAGCAGAAAAGACAUACAAGAGCAGAAUUUAGUGAUGAUGGCAGUGAUCUGAGUGACGGCGAUAUGAAGGCAAGAAUUUCAAACAUUGGACUGGACCAUUUAUCCUACCUUUCUUCAAAAGCCAGAGAACAACCAAUGGCCUACUCCCCACAAGCCAAGGAGAGACAGGCAGCCUUCACCUCAGAUGAAAGCUCUAGUUCGGAUUUUUCAGAUGAGGAUGAUGAUGAUGAAGACUAUAGAACAAGGCGAAUUAAAAAACCAACAUACAAGGUCAAGAAACCUAGUAAGAACGUUGUAUCAAAGACUGUGAACUCGUGGAUAAAGAAAUUUGUCCCCAAAGUCCGUCACAGUGAUGCUGAGGACAACAGCGAUGAUAAUGAGGACUACAGCGACAUAGGAGUCCCAAAGGAGCACCUGAUAGCCUGCUGUGAGAGAUUUCGUAAAGUGACAGAAAGUGUGGAGGAACUGAUGAGAAACAAUGCCAAGACUCGCAGCUAUAGAGAGACAACCAAUGCUAGUGGAGAUAGAGUGUUUGAAUGUUCCACUUGUCACAAACUCUUCACAAUGAGGGACACCAUUAAAAAGCAUUUGAUCCGUCACACAGGACAGAGAUGUUUCCAGUGCACCAAGUGCAAUAAGAAUUUCAUGUUCAAAUACGGUCUGAAGUGUCACAUGAUGACUCACACGGGAAAAAUGCCAUGUGUCUGCUCGAUUUGUGGAGGCAAGUUCAUUGAAAACAGUAAAUUGGAGGUCCAUAUGAGGAGAGUUCACACAUCGGAGCGUCCAUUUGAGUGUGCUCAAUGUGACAAGAAAUACCCAACAAAGAGUGAGCUCAACAAUCACAUACUCAAUGUGCACACAACCAUUAAACCUUAUCCAUGUCCAUUUUGUGACAAGAAGUUUUCCCAUGAUGCAAAGCUCAAAAGACAUUUAACAGUUCACACAGGGGAGCGUCCAUUCAAAUGCUCAUUCUGUGAAAAAGCAUUUACACAGAGGGCUCAUCUACAGAUUCACGAGAGAUGUCAUACUGGUAUCUUCCCCUUUGCAUGUAAUGGAUGUGACCGAAGAUUUUACGACAAGGUUUCCAGAGACAGGCAUUACAGACGUAUCCAUGAAGUUGUAGAGAAGCUAUACUGCAAGAAAUGCAAUGGCUACUUCAAGACCAAGACCAGUCUCACUCGUCACAAGAGGGAAUGUGGAAGGGUCAAGCAGGAAAUGCUAGAGGAAGAGACGGAUGAGGAUGAUGUCAUCGAUGAUGAAGUGGAAGAGGAAGUCGUCCCGGAGCCAAAGAAGAGAGUGUCAAGGGUCACAAGGUCACCAAGGUCAAAGAAGCUUACAAUCAAACUCAAGAAAGUUGGAGGAAAGAAAACUGCUAAAGGAAAGAAAACAGACAAAAAAGUCAGUGUAGAAGCACUGGAGAAAUCUGGAAAACUGUUUAUCAGGAGUGAAAGGAUCAAAGCUAAAUCUGAAGCAGCUAAGCGGAAAAAUCAGUCAUCUGAACCUGCUGCUAGUCCUCCAAAGAGAAAAAGGAGAUCACGCUAAGAUCUUCUCAGCACCUCAACUCAGGACAUUGAUAAUGUACUAUAUGUAAUAUGUGAUUGGUGUUUAACAUGGUUUUUGUUUGUUUUAAUAAAUUUUAUGUGUUUAACUAAAUUUUAUGUAAUGCAUUACUCUUCUUUAAUACAGUUGUGUAAAUACUAUUUGUAUAGUCCAGUUAAUACAUGUGUUUUUAUAGUUCCUCUGCUUAUUACUCUAGUAAAUGUAGCAUAAUAAAAAUGUUAAGACUCUACCAUAUUGUAUUAGUACACAAGAGCACAUCGUUGUUGUCCACUCCACAUGAUGAAAUCCACAUUUAACCACAUGUUAAAACUAUGAAACAGUUAUUGCUAGGUAUUUCAUUAUACACUAUACCCACUGUAGAUAAGUAUAAACAUAAGCUUUUUACACAAUUUGGAAUGAAAUAUAUUCUAUGUAUUGAAAAAGAGCUGAAUUCACUGUAUAUAACUUUCAAUUUAUCUCAGUCAAAUAAUCAGUUAAGGGUACAACUGCAAUACAUUCAAAACAAUAAUAAUGGACAUUCAAUAUUUUUGGCAUAGUCUGUUAAAUUGUAAUAUUGAUUUAUUUAAGGUGAAAAAUCAAAGGGUGUUAUAAAAGUACACAUCAACUACGCAAUAAUAUACAUUUAUUAGUAAUUAGUUUAAAACAAUUUUAAGUUGGGGUUUGCAUAAUACCUCUUUGUAGAGAAUUCAAAAUUUCAGAAAAUCCAGUAUCUUAAUAAAAAAUAAGGGAUAUAGAAAUUUAAAAGCCUAACGUCAUCUAUGGUAUGCAUUUUUGCUUCAAAAGAUCUGUAUAUGAUGUAACCCAAUUUUUUUUAUGCACAAGUAACUCAUUUUGGUGAGUGUAUACUUAUUUAUGGUGGGCAGUGUAUAUAGCAUUAAAAUUUCAUUUGUUUACAUAGUGUAGAAGAUGCAUCUGCUCUUACUGAAGCAAAUGCAGCACACUACACAGACACCAUUUAUAAUAGGAGCAAGAUCAACAGUCCAGUUGCUGUGCGUUAGAUUUUUUUUUUCAUUGCUUACUAUUAGUACAGAUAAUGUUUUUUUAUUCAAGGGAUGUAUUACAAAGAUUGUGAUGUUUCAAUCUUGAAUGAUUGAACUUGGUAAAGAAAUAUUUAGUAGCUUAAAAAGGGGGGGGGGGGGUUAAAAUUUACUCUUAAUACAUAAAACUUGGAGACAUGAAUGCCUGGUAUUCAUCAGUAUAAGUAAAAUAUAGACUUUUCUUGGGGUUGUGUAGGUUGUCCAUUGCUUUGAAAGAAAAACCCUAGGACUGAUAUGUGCAAAAGUAUCAUAUGUAGUUAUACAUUUUCAAGUUUAUACAGAGAAAGUAUUGUUUGUAAGAAGUAAAAAUCUUGCAAAAUUUGAACCUAAGUUUGGAAAUUUAUUUUGUAUGUUUGUAUUAAAAAUGACAAGAUUCUGUAGUGAAGUAAAUAUUACUGGUUAUUAAUUUCCAAAAGAAAAAUGAGGCAAAUAGAAUUCCUUUGAAAAUUACAGUGUAUAUAUAGUUAUUUUGUUAGACAUUUUGUGUUUUGAACCACUGUUUAUUCUUAAUAUUACACUUGUUUUUUCACAUCCACAAUAAUAGAUGGCUUCAAUCCUGAGAAUACUGGGAUCAUUGUGUUCAGUUGGUAAUUAGCAUCCUACCAUGUGACGGAUGCCCAAUAGUAAUCACUCUGUCUGUCCAUCAGCCCUUUCUGUGUCACACGAUAACUUAGUUUCUUUGGGAAGAUUUUUAUACAUAGUACUUGAAUUAGGCAGAGGAAGACCCCUUUAUCAGCUUGUCCUUACAGAGUUAUUAGAAUUUUUUUUUUAAUAUUGAUGAGAUAAUGCUUUCUUUGGAACACAAUAACUGAGAAGAUUUUUAUAGAAGCUUGCAUUAGGAAGAGGAAGACCCCUUACCAGUAUCAGUUAUGGAAUUAUGGGACUUGUAAUUUUUUUUACAUUGAUUAUUUGACAGUACUGUCACAUAUCUUCAGGUCCAGAAAAUAAUGAAGAGUGGAUUGUACCAACCAUGCCGAACAUUAACUAUAAAUGUAACCCAACCAGAUACACGUAGCCAUGCCGAUCAUUAACUAUAAAUGUAACCCAACCAGAUACAUGUAGUGGUCGAGCACCUGAUGGAUAUAUUCAUUGCGGGACCCUUUCUGACUUGUCAGUUUUCUUAGGAACUUGUUAGUAUGAUAUACACGUACACCAAACAGUUUAUUUCUUGAUGGGUAUUUUUAAACAGACACACACAUACACUGCAAGGGAUUGAUUUAUUACUAUCUCAAUGGAGGACAUUAGAAAAAAUAUACAAGAUUUUAGCAUUGUGGAUUGAAGAUGAUGGCUUUUAAAAUUAGAUUGAAAUAUUAUGAAUAAGAACUGCCAUUACUGUUUAUAUUGAAACCUAGACUUAUAUGGUAAGUAAUAGUCUCUCUGGGAGGUACCCAACACAGCUCUUGUUUCUCUUUGUUAAUGUGUAAAUAUAUUAUAUGUAAUGUAUUUUGUUUAAUGUGAAUAAAGUUAUAAUACAUAA
Ostrea edulis (European flat oyster) is the source of this 5042-nucleotide messenger RNA. RefSeq names its product transcriptional repressor CTCF-like. The record is from RefSeq and is a predicted model, not a curated record. The transcript has 5 exons. The coding region runs from base 126 to 2510 and encodes 794 amino acids. NCBI's taxonomy places the organism in Eukaryota, Metazoa, Mollusca, Bivalvia, Ostreida, Ostreidae. Gene Ontology annotation, cellular component: nucleus.